Saprolegnia diclina VS20 is the source of this 902-nucleotide messenger RNA. RefSeq lists its product as hypothetical. Gene Ontology annotation, cellular component: cytoplasm; cytosol. Lineage: Eukaryota; Oomycota; Saprolegniomycetes; Saprolegniales; Saprolegniaceae. Gene Ontology annotation, molecular function: phosphatase activity. The coding region runs from base 21 to 668 and encodes 215 amino acids. The transcript has 4 exons. The record is from RefSeq and is a predicted model, not a curated record.
GGCAGGCACACGGGACACACAUGCAAGCGAGCGAGCUCUGGUUCGUGCGCCACGGGCAGACCGACUGGAACGUGGAUCAACGUCUGCAGGGACAUGAGGACGUCCCGCUCAACGAGGCUGGGCGUCAGCAGGCUGCGGCCGCCGCCACGUACCUCCAGGGACUGCAUGCGACGGCUCGGUUCGACGCGAUCGUCUCGAGUGAUCUCUCUCGCGCGCUGGCGACGGCCGAGGCCAUUCGCGGGGCGCUUGGCAUCACGGCCAUUGAAACGGACGCAGGCCUGCGCGAGCACGCGCUCGGGUCGCUUCAAGGCCACGUCGUGAGGGCCAUGCCACCGCACCUGCGCCGCGAGUACGACAACCUGCGCACCAACCCAGACUAUAAAAGCCCAGGCGGUGGCGAGUCGUCGCGCCAGAUGUACGAGCGCGUCGUCCGUACGCUCGAUUCGCUUCCGCAGCGGUACCCUGGUCAGCGAGUGCUCGUGACGACGCAUGGUGGGUGGCUCUUCCACGCACACCGCUACCUCCUCCAGCUCAGCAUCGACCGCAGCCAGGAUGCGAUUCCCAACGCGUGCAUUUGCAUCGUGCGCUUCGAGCCAUCGACGCGGGCAUGGAGCAUACAAGCAUGGGGCGUCACCGAUCACUUGAAGCAAGCAGGCUGCAACGGCUAGUCAAGAUCGUGUCACCUUAGUUGGUGUACGUUGAAGCAUCCACCCAUAGUACACAUGUGCGUACACCUACUACUAGCCUAGUCGAGAUCCAUCUCCUCAUGGCGUCUCUGGAAGCUCGUGCCACGGCGAAUAGCCGCCACGUAAUCUCAUUUGCGUGCGAUUAGCCUUAGUCAUGUAGUUAGUCGAAACAGAGCUCCUCGAAUCCACCAUGCAUCGCAGCCGCAUGUCCUCAGC